AAAGUACGAUACAAUUCUCCGGGACCAGGCUCCGCCGAGGUUGCUUCUGGCGUUUGCUGUUAUACCACGGAACCAUCUAUUCCGGAUGUGUCAUGCGGCCCCUCUGACCUUUCUACGUCUCCAAUUAUACCCGAUAGCCCACCUCCAUUAUUGCCGCUCCACUGCGAGGCGAGAGAGACAAUUCGCUUAGGCUCAAGCAUUACAAGCGCCGUCCCAUCACCUUUUGUAGGACGAUGUAGGUCGGAUCGUGGAGACAUUGUAAUUCCUGGAGCCAAGUCCAUUGUAUAUUUGCCGGAGCAUACCACUACUGGUUCAAUGAGAACACUGGCAGCAGACCAUCCAAACACUGGAAUAAAGACCAUCGUGAUUGGUCGGCCCUCAGGCGAGGUGCGGUCGCUAGAACCUGGAGUGGAUUUAUCACACCAGCCGUCUGUACGGCUGGCCGCGCCAGCAGUACUUGUUGCCUCUGCUUGUGUGCCUGCGUCUGUCGGAGUCUGUAUGCUCGAUGGUAGUAGCCUAACCAGAAUCCCGGCCGUGACUACUUUCCUGCGACCCACUCCUUUGCCUCCUUGCGACUCUGGCACACCUGCUUGCCUCCACGCCGCCAGCUCGGCCGGCCACCGGGCUUUACUCGGUUGGCCGUGUUGCUCCAAUGCUCCGGUGGCAAAACCAGCCCUGAGUCGUCGCGACGAUAUCCGACAGCCGAUCAGCCAUGCUGAUCCGGCCCACUCUUUGGAUACAUUAGCCGCCGAUCCGAAGACGGCUCAUCCGUCCUCGGCUUCCGACUCUUUUUCGCACACGUCGACUCAACCUAUGCCCGAGCCAGCCGAUCCUCCUCGACUCCUGGCCACCUGUCUCGAGCCCAUAUUACAACCACAGGGUGCUUUAGUGGCAAUUUCGCGUCCUGCUUUUCCGUCGAAUAACAAGCAAUCCCUACCGACACCAUUACCUCUGUCGGUCCAGCCGCGUCUGGCCAGCUCUUGCAUUGUUGGUAUGCGAGAGCCGCCCGAUGGUGCAGCAAUACCGGCUCAGAUUGAAAAGCAUGCUGGUAGCGUCGACGACGAGUCCGGAUAUUUGGAGAGUGGAAAUUUAAUCACUGGAACCGUGAGAAUGAGGCAAUCGCAUCAGCUUAAUAAGCUAGACCCCUAUCCGUAUCAGCAUAACUAUUUUUCUGGGACGCUGGAUCAUCGGAUCUGCCCCAUCACCUGUCGACUGAGUUCAUAUGGGCAGAUGCAGGAAGACGAAAUAGUAGAACCGGAGUGUGGAGUGGCGGCUACCAAAAGAACCGCAUCCCAAUCGAGCAACGAAUUUUCUCCAAAAAAGAGCCGGAUUCGUCACCUUGUCCCUAGUGAACACAGCGCCUUUCUACCAGUCUGUCGAUCCAGCUUCCCUCCAAGUCUCGCACCUGCAGUCUGUUCUAUCAGCCAACGACAGCAAAGUACGAUGAAUAUCCACUCACCUAUCACAGUCCCUGCACGAUCACCGGCUUUACAGAGUCAUUGCUACCGACGCGACAAUCACUACAUUAACCCCCUCUGUGAGACUCUUUCACUACAUUCAUCCACCAGUGAUUACGACGGAAUCAAGGUUACCGGCUCCAAUGACAUAUUUUCAGGUCAAGUUGCUGAUCAAAAAAUGAUAGAUAUAAAUCAUAUCGCCCUUACCGCUAAUGUCCAGCCUGGGACGAGAGAUCUCUUCGGAUCUCGAUCUCCAGAACACUAG
This is a messenger RNA of Protopolystoma xenopodis, 1722 nucleotides long. NCBI's taxonomy places the organism in Eukaryota, Metazoa, Platyhelminthes, Monogenea, Polystomatidea, Polystomatidae. The record is from the annotation of a GenBank genome assembly.